Messenger RNA from Apodemus sylvaticus (European woodmouse), 4766 nucleotides. It is a transcript of the gene Shoc1, whose product is annotated as shortage in chiasmata 1. Bases 1 to 4431 code for a protein of 1476 amino acids. Gene Ontology annotation, molecular function: ATP hydrolysis activity; single-stranded DNA binding. The record is from RefSeq and is a predicted model, not a curated record. The transcript has 27 exons. Gene Ontology annotation, biological process: resolution of meiotic recombination intermediates. Gene Ontology annotation, cellular component: condensed nuclear chromosome. NCBI's taxonomy places the organism in Eukaryota, Metazoa, Chordata, Mammalia, Rodentia, Muridae.
AUGGCAUUGAACGGAAAAGCUAUGUUUUCAGCCUUCAAAUAUUAUGCAAUAGACUAUUUACAUGAGAACACAGUUAAAGAGAGGCUUUACAGAAAUGCUUUAUUGCUUCAGAUUCCUUCAUGUUUAAAUCAAAAUAAACAAGUUAUUGAUGAUAAAUAUAGAAGACCAUGGACAAGAGCUGUUCCAGUUCCGGAUGAGACUGAUAAUUCAGUCUUGGAGCAGUGGAGAACCAGGUUCUGUGUGGAGGAUGUUCCUGAGAAGAAAACAAUUACAGGAAUGAUGAUUAAUGGCAAAUUUGAGGAAAUUGUUCCAAGUUCCAAUCCAAACUCUCCACCUGGACUAGAGAACGACAAGCCGUUCCCCACUAAGGGCUACACAGAUGACUUUAUUCCUAUCAAGUGCUCCCCACACUUCCCGGGUGUGAAAGCAGAGCACCAAGGAUUACUUAUUGAUGAGGAAAUGGUUUUCAUGACUAAAACAAGGGACAAUCAUCUACCAACUGUGCAUAGUCUCUUGAGCAGACUAAAGCUCUAUUUGGUGAAGGAUCCGUUUUUAGACUUCAAAGAAGAGCUCUCUGGAAAGGAUAAUUUCACGGAGUGUUUCUCUGUUCAAGAACGUUUGAAACCUUUUGUGAGAGAUUUCCAUAUGACCGAGGAGACCUUCUGUAAGAAGAAUCUACCAUCAGUUUUUCCUUUUGGGUUUAAAUCCUCGAUAUCUACAAAUCCCAAACAAGAAAUUCUCAUUCUACCACCAUCAAAACUGAAGGAGCCAUUAAACUCGAUACCGAAAAUAAUGGACUCUGUAGAUGAAAGUGCACGUUUCAAAAGAGAUCUUACUUCCAAGCAUGAAUUUGUUACUGAGGAUAUAAAAUGCAACUCCACAGAGAACUUAACAUUUGCAAGCCUUUGUGAACCAGAGUGUAAUGAGCCAGGAGACCUAGAAAUGCCACCAACCCAUCUAAGUUUUCCAAGGCAGCAUUCUUCAGUGUGUUCAUUAUACACAGGAUUUCAGACAUUUCCAUUUUCUGCUGCGUGUAAAAUUCAUUUGCUUAGCGCUGGAGAAUCAGCUAAUAAAUAUUGUAUGCUGUGGCAACUGGGAGGCUGCAGAAGCUCUUGGGUCCUGUUCUUGCUCACAGUUCCAAGAUUUCAAGAACCCAGCAGUCAAUAUUCACUUGCAGAUAUGAGGAACAUCUUUUCUAUCAAAGGAGACAGUCUUGUGAUUAACACUGCAAAAGCAAAGGGGUGGAAACAAGCAAGACUAAAUCCAGUAAUGGCCGAAACAUUGGAGCAUCUGAAGGCGUAUUUGUGUCAUAAUGGUCUGUCUUCUCAGGAGACUAGGCUGGAGAUCUUUCUGCCUACAAAAGUACUUCAGGUGGAGUCCUGGCUAGAACAUAAGAGUCGUCCCUCAUCCAUUGUGCCAGUCAGUGAAAAAUCUGCAGAUGUUCACCAAUUACAUGCACAGAAGAGACCCAUACCCUCUUCAGAAAAGGAAGUGCCACGCCUUUGUUUGUCUGGUGAAAGUGUCUCUGUUAAAAAAUCAAAAAUAGAAGCAAAUCCAAAGAGUGACCAAGAACUAGGUGCUAGAGUAAUGCAGAAGAGCGAGACCAGCGGCGCUGGACUUGGUGAUCCUGUGCCCUCUGUCAAAGCUGCUGCUUCUUCACAGAUCAAGGCAUCUUAUGAUAAAAAACAAGACAAUUUGGACCUUCUGAGUGAGUUUAUUAUUCUGAGAAGUAAACACCAGACUUUCCCUUCAGAAGCUGACGUCAAAAUCCAUGACCAAGACCAAAACAAUGAAUUUGAAGAUAAAGAAAAAUAUUCUUUGACUCUUCAAGAAGAAAGUCCUGUUGUUUCUAAUAAUAAAGCGCCAGAGGAAAAAUGUCAAGAAAGAACAGUUGAUAUCAUCGAGAUGCCUGCAUCAGACACCCAGUGCCAAGCAUACUGUCUCCUAGAAGCCACGGCGAUUCCUAUCUUAAAGAAGCUUGUCUGCCUCUGUACUUACCCUGCUGCUAACUGGAAAUUUGCCACUGUCAAUUUUGACCAAACAAGAUUCUUCUUAAAGGAACAAGAAAAAAUAAUAAAUGAUGCUAUUCACCAAGAUAAAAGUGAUGACAGAAAAAUGACUUUCAAGCAUGCUGCUCUCUUACAUCUGCUGGUAACAAUUAGAGACGUCCUUUUAACAUGCAACUUGGAUACAGCAUUAGGAUAUUUGUCAAAUGCAAAAGAUAUCUACAAAAGUGUGUUAGACUCCUGUUUGGAUAACAUUUGGAGACAGCUGAAAAUUUUACAGUUUGUUAAGGAAAAAAGGCCUAAAACCAACUAUAAGAUUCAAGAAUUGCAACGUCAGAUACUAACUAGACUGCAGAGUCAACAAAAAAUGAAGGUACUGAUUAUAAUAAGAAUGGACUCAGACAGAGAAAAGCAUUUGCUUCUUAAAACCCUUAAGAAAAUAGAAGGCUUAACAAUGACUGUUUUACGUUCAAAUGAGAGAAAAGAUUUUCUGGAAACUACCAGUGCUUUAAAAGGUACGCAUGCCUGUGUGGUCGUGCACAGUCACAGCAUCGGAGCGGAUUUCCCCUGGAGCAGCUUCUCGCUCGUGGUGGAGUACAACCACGUGGGACACUCUUGCUGGGCCGAGCACUGCCAGCGGUUGGACAUACCCUUCCUGGCCUUUAAAGUUGCUGUUCCAGACACAGCUCUGCAGAGACACGCCUCGCUGGAUCCAUUUGGUGGAUUUCUCUUGGAAAUUCCGAUUCCAUAUGUAUUUUUUGCAUCUGAAGGACUUCUUAAUACUCCAGAAAUACUCCGGCUGCUGGAGUCUACCUAUAACAUCACACUAGUGGAGAGGUGCUGCUGUGGGUCGCUGAGACUCUUUGGAAGUACAGAGUGUUAUGUAGUGGUGACAGUUGAUGAGCACACUGCUGUAGUUGUGCAGGACCUAGAAGAGUUACAUCAUGAGAAGGCAUCAGACAAUAUCAUUAUGAGACUAAUGGCACUGUCGUUCCAGUAUAGCUGUUGCUGGAUAAUUCUAUAUUCCAAGGAAACAUUAAACUCACAGUACCAUCUUACAGGAAAGACACUUCAUCACCUUGCACAGAUUUAUGCAGCUUUGGUUUCCUCGGGCCUUAAAUCUGACGAACUGGAUGUAAAGCUUAUAAUUGCCCCGGGAGUAGAAGAGACUGCUUUAAUAAUUCGACAAAUUGCAGACUACAAUUUAAUGACAUCGAAGAGAGAUCCCCAUGAAUGGUUGGAUAAAUCCUGGGUGGAAGUUUCACCUUCUAAGGAAGAAAUGAGCCUACUUGAUUUCCCUUGUGUAAACCCACUGGUGGCUCAGCUCAUGUUGCACCGAGCACCGUCCCUGCACUGGCUCCUCACAGCGAGUCCUGCCGAGCUGCAGGAGCUGCUGCCCCAGGUUCCAGGCAAAGUGCUGAAGCAUUUUUAUAGCAUCACUUCCUUGUUCAAGAUUAGUUCUCCCACCAUGACAAAGUCUUCUCAGAUCUCAUCACUUCAGGAAGAUAUGAAUCAAACUGAUCUCUUUAUUUCUCAGAGUUCAGUUCCUAUCAUUCAAGAACACGAUGACUAUUAUUCCUAUGACGAGACCUUGCUGAAAGGCACAAGCUCUUCUCCUGUGGAGCUAAGAGAAACUCCAUUCAUGUUGCCAUCUGCAGCACCACACAGUCAGAGCAGCUGCUGGGAAGACCCCAGCUGUGGCCCCGACACAGUGCAGAAUAACCCUUUCCUAAUGAAUGCAGAAUCAAAGAAAGUCACCUGGCCCUCCUUUCCCAGCCGGAGUGAUUCAGAGUCAGAUGUCUUUUCUUUGGGCCUAACACAAGUAAGUUGUGAACCCAUGAUGCCACUAACUGAUUCUCAGAGGAGAGGCACUCAUGGUUUUGUAGAUUGUCCUGAAGCAAAAAGAACCAGAAACAUGCAAGUGUCCACCCCUAUCUUUUUACCAGAGAGCUGCCAAUCGCGCCUUCACUGGGACUUUAAGAAAAACAGUUGUAGAAAACAGAUUUAUUCAUUCAAUCCAAGCUGUGGAGCAGAACAGACUACUUACAAAUGGCACUCUCAAAACGAUGACUUCUCCAGUAAUCAGCCAGGUCUGUGGGACGAGUUGGAAAACACAUACAGAAAUGCAAAUGCUGGGACUAAGGAGUCUUUCUGGAGAGAGCUGCCAACUGCUCCAAGCUGGGAUCCAGUCUGUGCUUUUGAAUCUAAUGUAAGUCAAGGAGGACCCAAGGGCCUUCAUUUCUGCCAAAGACCUGGAAACUACUUAAGACAGAGAAGGUUCCCUGUAUCUUCAUCCAGUUGGGGAGAUUACGAAACACCAACAGACUUAAUGUACUCACAAGUACCACAACCCAAGAAACGACGUCUAAUGUAUGAGAAAGUCCCUGGAAGAGUGGAUGGGCAAACCCGGCUGAAGUUUAUAUGAAAAAGAGCAGGGACAGUGCCACCUGCCAGAUUCUACCUCCUUGUGACAAUCCAGUAACAAAAUUAUUUAGGCUUGACUCUACAUCAGAAAAUGCUAUUCUGUCUACAUGUCCUCAGUGUUUAUAUCCAAGUCUGCUUGUAUCAUAAGCAUAAGACCCCUAGAAGUAUUCAGAUGCAUGUGUACUUCACAAGGCUUUUGUCUUUUUAAAGAUCUGUUUUUACACCUGUGUGUGUGCAUGUGGAGUGUGCGCACUUGAGGCCAGAGGACCCCAAGUCCCCAUCAUAGUUUUGUUUUUUUUAAGGUUUAAUUUCUUAUUAUUAAACUAUGCAUCUGCA